Molecule: messenger RNA, 923 nt
Organism: Solanum stenotomum
Lineage: Eukaryota; Viridiplantae; Streptophyta; Magnoliopsida; Solanales; Solanaceae
Product: floral homeotic protein FBP1
Exons: 7
Coding region: 22-654 (210 amino acids)
Biological process (GO): positive regulation of transcription by RNA polymerase II
Cellular component (GO): nucleus
Molecular function (GO): RNA polymerase II cis-regulatory region sequence-specific DNA binding; DNA-binding transcription factor activity, RNA polymerase II-specific; protein dimerization activity
Source: RefSeq, a predicted model, not a curated record
AAAGGGAAAAAAAGAAAAGAAAUGGGGAGAGGAAAGAUAGAGAUAAAGAGAAUAGAAAACUCAAGCAACAGACAAGUAACAUACUCAAAGAGAAGAAAUGGGAUAUUGAAAAAAGCUAAGGAAAUUAGUGUUCUUUGUGAUGCUCAUGUUUCUGUUAUCAUUUUUGCUACUUCUGGAAAAAUGCAUGAGUUCUCAUCUACUCCUUUGGUUGAUAUUUUGGAUCAAUACCACAAGCUUACUGGGAGAAGAUUGUGGGAUGCUAAGCAUGAGAACUUGGACAAUGAAAUCAACAAAGUCAAGAAAGACAAUGACAACAUGCAAAUAGAACUCAGGCACCUAAAGGGUGAAGACAUAUCAUCUUUGAACUAUAGAGAACUCAUGAUAUUGGAAGAUGCUCUUGAAAAUGGACUCACUGGUAUCCGUGACAAACAGAAUGAGUUUAUAAGGAUGGUGAGGAAAAAGACUCAAAAUAUGGAGCAGGAGCAAGAUCAACUUAACUGUCAAUUGAGACAACUAGAGAUAGCAAGCAUGAAUAGGAACAUGGGAGAAGUAGGUGAAGUGUUUGAGCAGACAAGGGAAAAUCAUGAUUAUGGGCAAAUGCCUUUUGCUUUCAGAGUCCAACCAAUGCAGCCUAAUUUGCACCAGAGGUUCUAAAUCAAACCUCCCAUCUAUCUACCUAUAUCUAUGUUUUAUUUUUGUUUUUUCUAUAAUCGAGAAAUCCAUCUGUGACCCCGCCCUUUGAACCAAUCACAGUCUUCUAAACUCGGUGGAUAAUGGACCCGCCCCCUACCUAUAUCUAUGUUUGCUCAUCAAUGAAACAUCUUUUAUUAGUAAUAUUGUUCUAGUUUGUGCUUUCAACAAACUUUGGUGUGUAAUAUCAAUACUUAUCUCUACUCUAUGCUUUUAAGUGACAUUAUAUAUAU